Pistacia vera is the source of this 576-nucleotide messenger RNA. Its product is annotated as probable leucine-rich repeat receptor-like protein kinase At1g35710. Gene Ontology annotation, cellular component: plasma membrane. The record is from RefSeq and is a predicted model, not a curated record. Bases 1 to 576 code for a protein of 191 amino acids. Gene Ontology annotation, molecular function: protein binding. The transcript has 2 exons. Lineage: Eukaryota; Viridiplantae; Streptophyta; Magnoliopsida; Sapindales; Anacardiaceae.
AUGUACACAAAUCAAUUGAAUGGUUAUGUUCCUCAUUCCAUUGGUAAUUUGAGCAACUUAAAAGUAUUGGACCUCUUCGAGAACAACCUUUCUGGCUCUCUUCCUAUGAACAAUAACUUUUCUGGCUCUAUUCCUAUGGAGAUAGGUAACUUAAAGUCUCUUUCAAAUCCAGAGUUGAACAUAAAUCAAUUGAAUGGUUCUAUUCCUCAUUCCAUUGGUAAUUUGAGCAACUUAAAAGUAUUGUGCCUCUUCGAGAACAACCUUUCUGGCUCUAUUCCUGUGGAGAUAGGUAACUUGAAGUCUCUUUCAGAUCUAGAGCUGAGCACAAAUCAAUUGAAUGGUUCUAUUCCUCAUUCCAUUGGUAAUUUGAGCAAUUUAAAGUAUCUAUACCUUAACUAUAAGAACCUUUCAGGCUUUAUUCCUUCUUCCAUUAGUAAUUUGAGCAAUUUCAAGCAUUUAUACCUUAGCCAUAAUAACCUUUCUGGCUCUAUUCCUUCUUCCUGUGCUAAUUUGGGCAAAUUAACACAUUUGUACCUGAACAGUAACAACCUUAGUGGUUCUAUUCCUGUGACAUAG